CAGGUAGGACCAGCCCUGCCGCCUCAGCCACACUCUGGUACCGCCAGCGCUGUGACCGACUGCCUCGCUCGCAGGACCCUGGUACGCAGAGGGGCGCCAGAAUGCAGGGGACUCGGGUGCUGCGCUGGAACCAUAGCUGCAGCCCCUCCAGCUCGCCCCACCAGCCUCACCUGGAAAGUGCCUGUGGGGUUGCUGGAGCCCAGGUUGAGGGUAAAGACAGCCUCCAGAUCCUGGUACAGCCCGAAAUGGACAGCAUCCCGCUGAUAGAGACCAACACUUGGAAGACCGAGGCCUCUGAGUCGUGGGAUUUUGUCCUUGUGGCUGACCGUCGCACCCUGAAAAACCAGCAGUUCCUGGAGAACCUCAAGAGAAAGGGCUUCCACUAUGAGGUGAAGGAGGACCAGAAGAAGGUGUUCUUUGGAAUCCGAGCCGGCAACCAGAUCUUCGACCUGUACUGCGCGCUCCUCUUGGAGCCCGAGGGUCCAGCCCCCAAACCGAGUGCAGGUGUCCAUGGGCUGCCGGUAGGAGAGCAGGGAGUGCCCAAAGCCACGCUGAAGGAGGUGAUGGCCAAGUGGACCCCCAUCCCACCCACCACCAGUUCUGGGCUCUGGUCAGGUGGUCAGGCAGGUGGGCUCCUCCAGGACAGAGAGGGGCUUGGGACCUGGCCAGACAGGGGGUGGGGCCCACUGAGACCACGCAGGGCCAUUCUGAACCAGCUCUUAUGUUCUAGAAUCCGAAUUGUCAACUUCAUCCUAAAGAGCAAGACAGAAUCUGGUGACACAUUCAGUGAUUUGGUGAAGGACAGGGUCUUUGAGACCAAGUUCCCCCUGCACAAGGGGGAGGGAGACCUGAAAAUGAAAUGGGCACGGUGGAGAAACAUGUUCCGGAAGCAGCCAAUUGAUGACAUCAGGUACUACUUUGGUGAGAAGGUGGCCCUGUACUUCAAGGAGAUCUGUGAGGCCCACGACAUCUUCAUGUGCCCUCGCGGCGACCACAGACGCAGGUACCAGCGCCUCUCGGACACCUGCACCUUUGCGAAGCUCACCCACCUCUUCGACAACGAGGGCACCGUGCUGUUUGCAAUCUUCAUGGCUCUGUGGGCCACAGUGUUCCUGGAGAUCUGGAAACGGAAGCGAGCCCAAGUGGUGCUGCACUGGGACCUGUAUGGGUGGGAUGAGGACCAGGAGGAAAUGGCGCUCGAGCUCAUUAACUUUCCUGACUACAAGCUCCGGCCGCACCAGCACUCCUACCUGAGGAGCUCCAUCAUCCUCAUCCUGUCUUUGUUCAUGAUCUGCCUCAUGAUCGGCAUGGCCCAUCUCCUGGUGGUCUACCGCGUCCUGGCCUCUGCCCUCUUCAGCAACUCGUCCCUGCCCUUCCUGGAGGAGCAGGUGACCACGGCUGUGGUGGUGACCGGGGCCCUGGUGCACUAUAUCACCAUCCUCAUCAUGACCAAGAUCAACAAGCAUGUGGCCCUGAAGCUUUGUGACUUUGAGAAGCCCAGGACCUUCUCGGAGCGCGAGAGCAAGUUCACCAUCAAGUUCUUCACCCUGCAGUUCUUCGCCCACUUCUCCUCCCUGGUCUACAUCGCCUUCAUCCUGGGCAGGAUCAACGGUCACCCUGGGAAUUCCGUGCGCCUGGCGGGCUUGUGGAAGCUGGAGGAGUGCCAUCUCAGCGGCUGCAUGGUGGACCUGUUCGUGCAGAUGGCCAUCAUCAUGGGCCUGAAACAAACGCUCAGCAACUGCAUGGAAUACCUGUGCCCGUGGCUGGCCCACAAGUGCCGCUCAAUGGGGGGCCGUGAGUCCUGGGACCCAGAGCUGAGGGACUGGCAGCGCAACUAUCGCCUGAACCCCGUCUACACCUUCAGCCUGUUCGAUGAGUUUAUGGAAAUGAUGAUCCAGUACGGCUUCACCACCAUCUUCGUGGCAGCCUUCCCGCUGGCCCCGCUGCUCGCGCUCUUCAGCAACCUCGUGGAAAUUCGCCUGGACGCCAUCAAGAUGGUCCAGCUGCAGCGGCGCCUUGUGCCACGCAAGGCCAAGGACAUCGGGACCUGGCUGCAGGUGCUGGAGACCAUCGGCGUGCUGGCGGUCAUCGCCAAUGGGAUGGUCAUCGCCUUCACAUCUGAGUUCAUCCCCCGCGUGGUGUACAAGUACCGAUAUGGCCCAUGCCGAGAGGGGGCCAACCCUGGAGUCGACUGCCUCACAGGCUACAUCAACCAUAGUCUGUCGGUGUUCCACACCGUGCACUUCCGGGACUCUGGCAGGAUAGAGGGCUCGGAGAAUAUCACCGAGUGCAGGUACCGGGACUACCGCAAUCCGUCUCAGGACUACAACUUCUCCGAGCAGUUCUGGGUCCUGCUGGCCAUCCGCCUGGCCUUCCUCAUCCUCUUCGAGCACGUGGCCUUGUGCAUCAAGCUCGUGGCUGCUUGGUUUGUGCCUGACGUCCCUCAGUCGGUGAAGAACAGGGUUCUGGAGGAGAAGUACCAGAGACUCCGGGAGAAGUACCAGACAUUCCGGGAGAAGCACCGGAAAUUCCAGGAGAUGGGGUAUGGGAGGCAGAGCAGGGCGGGGUGGGGCUGGGCCUAGGGGACCCCCACCAACUCCACUCCUACCUCCAGCUCCAGCCCCAAGACCACAACCGUGUAGGGGAACCCAGAGAUGUCACUGGCGCCCAGGAGCCAAGACUCAGAACCACCACCACCACCUCCCUCCACUGCCCAGGACUGUGCAUGUGUGUGUGCUGGGGGGGUGCUGUAAGGAGGCCCUCAUAUAUGUGGGUGUAUGUGAGAGGUCCCAGGUGGCCCGUGUACAUGAGGGGUCCUAGCAAGUCUGCAUAUGGGCUGCCUGUGUAUGCUUGGGGCACCUGGGAGCAGCAUGUGUGAAGCCUGCUACAUCCAUUAGGGCUCAGGAUUGGCAUAACCCUGACGUGAACUCUGGGUGACCACUGCCACCAUGCAGCUGUGGGGGAGGGGGCUUUUCAUGCAGUCACAACACAGGAAGACCAGCAGUUUCCUGGGCCUCCCUCUGACUUCUGGGCUGCAGAUCCUGGUGGGGCCCUGACCCCACCUCUCUGGCUCCCCUCAGCC
This is a messenger RNA of Hipposideros armiger (great roundleaf bat), 3082 nucleotides long. RefSeq names its product anoctamin 9 (gene ANO9). Bases 102 to 2582 code for a protein of 826 amino acids. The transcript is spliced from 23 exons. Gene Ontology annotation, biological process: chloride transmembrane transport. Gene Ontology annotation, cellular component: plasma membrane. The record is from RefSeq and is a predicted model, not a curated record. Gene Ontology annotation, molecular function: chloride channel activity. NCBI's taxonomy places the organism in Eukaryota, Metazoa, Chordata, Mammalia, Chiroptera, Hipposideridae.